This is a messenger RNA of Centropristis striata (black sea bass), 1523 nucleotides long. RefSeq names its product stomatin (EPB72)-like 3a (gene stoml3a). The coding region runs from base 532 to 1398 and encodes 288 amino acids. Gene Ontology annotation, cellular component: plasma membrane. NCBI's taxonomy places the organism in Eukaryota, Metazoa, Chordata, Actinopteri, Perciformes, Serranidae. The transcript is spliced from 7 exons. The record is from RefSeq and is a predicted model, not a curated record.
UAAGGGCUUUUUUGAGAUUUCAGACUUUGUUUUAAGGGUUAAAGGUUACAUGAUAAUGAUAAUUAACUGAAACUGUUUUGUGUGGAUACAAUACUAACUAAUAUUAUAGUGAAAAUGUCCUUCAUUUUCGUCUUUGUCAACUUUUUUCAUACAUCAUGAAGAUGGAUCAGACAAAGGAAAUAAAGGCAAAAUUUACUGUGACCUCUUUUAAUCUCCCACCCAACAAAUACCCCAUUACAAAAAAACACUAAAACUAAUAAAAACUCAACUAAAACUAAAGCAUUUUCAAAAAAAUAAACUAAACUAAAACUAGCAAACUCACUCUAAAAACUCAUUAAAACUAAACUGAUGAAAAAUUCAAAACUAUUAUAACCUUGCAAGGGAAUUCACUAUUACAGAGGGCCCUCACAAAGAUAGAAGUACAAGAAUGUGUGUGCGUGCCAGGUGAUGAAGUAAGUGUGCCGGUCACAUCCCACAGGGAGACCGAAGCGUUGCUUCAGUUGCUCCAUCACAACGACAACAUACUCACUAAUGAACUCAACAACAUCCAGCACGGCCGACAUGGUAACACAGGGUAAACUUGAGAUCAACGCAGAUGAGAAUAUCGAAGAUAAAAACUCUCAUAAACUGGGAUGUUUCGGUUGGCUGUUGGUCAUCGUAUCUCUCCUCUUCGUCGCAGCAACCUUCCCAGUUACAAUAUUCUUGUGUAUUAAGAUAGUGAAGGAGUACGAGCGAGCUGUCAUUUUCAGACUCGGCCGGAUCACAAGCGGGAAACCUAAAGGGCCAGGACUUUUCUUUGUUCUGCCAUGCACGGAUAGCCUCGUCAAAGUCGAUCUGAGAACUGUGUCCUUUGACAUCCCUCCACAAGAGAUUCUGACCAAAGACUCAGUGACAGUGUCUGUUGAUGGCGUGGUGUACUUCCGUAUAAACUGCCCUAUCUCUGCUGUUGCCAAUGUGUCCAACGCACACUCAUCUACACGGCUGCUGGCUCAAACCACCCUGAGGAAUGUACUCGGUACCAAAAACCUUGCAGAACUGCUGUCGGACAGAGAGGGUAUAUCAGUCAAAAUGCAGGAGUCUCUGGAUGAAGCCACUGAUCCGUGGGGUAUUAAGGUGGAGCGUGUGGAGAUCAAAGAUGUGAAGUUGCCGCAACAGCUUCAGAGAGCCAUGGCAGCAGAGGCAGAAGCCAGUCGGGAGGCCAGAGCGAAGAUUAUUUCUGCAGAGGGAGAGAUGAACGCUUCCAGGGCUCUGAAAGAAGCCUCUCUGAUAAUUGCUGAGUCACCCUCUGCUCUCCAGCUGCGAUACCUGCAGACCCUCAACACCAUUGCAGGAGAGAAGAACUCCACCAUCAUUUUCCCUCUGCCCAUAGAUAUUUUGCAGAAUUUUAUGAGGAAAUAAUAUUAUUGCUAUAUAGUUAAUAUUACAGAUAUAAGCUUCAGUGGCAUCUCUCUCAGAUACUGCACUGCAAAAAAGGUCUAAAAACAAGAUAAAAACACUAAAUCUGAGGGAAAUUAUCUUGCUGC